Sinocyclocheilus anshuiensis is the source of this 1536-nucleotide messenger RNA. RefSeq names its product FAD-dependent oxidoreductase domain-containing protein 1-like. Gene Ontology annotation, cellular component: cytoplasm. Gene Ontology annotation, biological process: mitochondrial respiratory chain complex I assembly. The transcript has 9 exons. The record is from RefSeq and is a predicted model, not a curated record. The coding region runs from base 94 to 1311 and encodes 405 amino acids. Lineage: Eukaryota; Metazoa; Chordata; Actinopteri; Cypriniformes; Cyprinidae.
CGCUCCGCUCUGCUCCACAGUGAGCGGCGUGUCAGUGAGGAAGGUGAUUAGAGUGUCUUCUUCUGCAUACAUGACUGUCUGUCGACAAUAGCAAUGUGGCGCAAGCUGUUCACCUCCGUCCCUGCUUUCAGAGCCCUGAAAGCACCCUGUCGGAGCUUUAAAAGCAGCAGCAGGGGAGCUGAAAAGGACUUCUUUAAAGAUCUGGACACUCAGCUGCGGGCGUUUCGGGACAAAGCGGCUGCAGCAAUGCCCGGCAGUGACUGGAGCCCGAUUGAGUUGACCCCUGGCCUGCCCCCGGAGAGGGCUGAUGUGGUGAUUGUAGGAGGGGGAGUCGUAGGAUGGUCCAUCGCAUACUGGCUAAAGAUGAAGGCGCGAGUGAGGGAUGGUCUGAGAGUGCUAGUGGUGGAGAAAGACCCUACUUAUUCCCAGGCGUCGACUGUGCUGUCAUGUGGUGGAAUUCGGCAGCAGUUCUCCUUGAAAGAAAACAUCCUGCUGUCACUGUUUUCAGCUCAUUUCAUGAAGAACAUUAAUAAUCAUCUCUGGGUUGUAAAUGAAGACCCCGUUGAUCUGCAGUUUAAUCAUUCCGGAUAUCUCUUCCUCGCCAGUGAAAAAUCAGCUCAUAUUAUGGAGGAAAACUACAGAACUCAAAGAUACGUGGGUGCGAAGGUCGUCCUCCUUUCACCAUCCCAGCUGAAGGAGCGAUUCCCUUGGAUGAACACGGAGGGGGUCGCUCUGGCUUCUCUUGGACUAGAGAACGAGGGCUGGUUUACCCCAGCGAAACUGUGUAGUCUCAUUAGCUACAUCGUCCCUAUCUCCUCCAGGUUUGUUUAUGUGGUACAUUGUCCUGAUGGACCAGGGCUGGAUACUCCAUUUCUGAUUGACUAUUCAGGGGUUUACUGUAGACGAGAGGGACUGGGAGGAAAUUACAUCACGGGAAUGUCACCAGAGGAGACAGAAGAACCAGAUAUCAGUAACCUUGAUGUGGACCACGAGUUCUUUCAAGAGAAGGUCUGGCAUCGUCUGGCCCACCGUAUUCCUGCAUUCGAGCAACUGAAGGUCUCAAGCGCGUGGGCUGGGUUUUACGACUACAACACCUUUGAUCAGAAUGGCAUUAUUGGACUUCAUCCUCUUGUGCCCAACAUGUACUUUGCCACGGGCUUCAGUGGUCACGGUCUGCAGCAGUCUCCUGCGGUCGGACUCGCAGUGGCUGAGCUUAUUCUGGACGGAGGCUAUAAGACCAUCGACCUUAGUGCUUUUGACCUUAAACGGAUCCUCCUGCAGGAGCCCAUACAGGAGAGUAACAUCGUGUGAGGAGCACAAAAACAUACAGGGAAGAUGAAUGUGUCCUCAGGAUGGAGCCACUUGACAUGAACGUCACAGUGAUAUCAUAGUUCAGACAGAACUCUCACUGGAACAAUGGAACUGAAUUUUCAGGAGGAUGAGUUCAGUUUGGAAACAAAACAUAAUCAGAUUAUUAAAAGGGUUAGUUCACCCAAAAAUGAAAAUUCUGUCAUUAAUUACUCACCCUCAUGUCGU